Molecule: messenger RNA, 1834 nt
Organism: Nerophis ophidion (straightnose pipefish)
Lineage: Eukaryota; Metazoa; Chordata; Actinopteri; Syngnathiformes; Syngnathidae
Exons: 7
Coding region: 103-996 (297 amino acids)
Source: RefSeq, a predicted model, not a curated record
GCAACAAGAUGGGCGGGGCUAGCGAGGAGCUCUGAUGGUGUGGAUGAUGAUGAUGAUGAUGAUUAUGAUGUUCAUUUCUUCCCUGGUGCUGAAUGUGUGAAGAUGUUGUGCAGGCCUGUGUGCUGUAACCGCUGGUCGUGUGAGGAGAGGCUGGAUGGCCAGACAGUCAUCAUCACUGGAGCCAACACGGGCAUUGGCAAAGAGACCGCCAGAGACCUGGCAGCUAGAGGUGCCCGCAUCAUCAUGGCGUGCAGAGACCUGGAAAGGGCAGAAGAAGCGAGAUUGGAGAUAUUGGAGGACAGUGGCAAUGACAACGUGGUCAUCAGGAAGCUGGAUCUCUCUGACAGCAGGUCCAUUAGAGCCUUUGCAGAGCUCAUCAACAAAGAGGAGAAACAAGUGAAUAUUUUGAUAAACAACGCAGGCAUCAUGAUGUGCCCAUACUCCAACACAGCUGAUGGCUUUGAAAUGCAGCUUGGAGUCAAUCAUUUGGGUCACUUCCUGUUAACUUACCUGCUGCUGGAUUUGAUCAAGUGGUCCGCUCCUGCUCGCAUCGUAGUGGUGGCGUCAGUGGCUCACACCUGGACCGGCAUCAGACUGGAGGACCUCAACAGUGAGAGAAGCUACGACACCAUGAAAGCCUAUGGACAGAGCAAGCUGGCCAACGUCCUGUUUGCACGAGCCUUGGCCAAAAAGCUUAAAGGAACCGGGGUGAGCGUGUUCUCGCUACACCCGGGUGUGGUGCAGUCCGACCUGUGGAGGCACCAGCAUCAGUGCAUCCAGGUGGCUGUGAAAAUCUUCAAGAUUUUCACCAAGACAACUGUAGAAGGGGCUCAGACCACCAUAUACUGCGCCGUGCAGCCCGGCCUAGAGAGUCAGAGUGGAGGCUACUUCAGUGACUGCGCCCCUGCAAGGUGCUCUGCGACAGCCUCUGAUGAUGAUUUGGCCCAGAAGCUUUGGGAGAGCAGCUGCAGCAUGCUUGGCAUCUCCUGGCAGUGAACAGUUGGGAUCAAAUAAAGGACUUUCUGUAAUAUUAAUAAAAAGAAAACAGCACUAUUGGGUAAGCAUUUUGAUGAAGGCGUUCAUGUUACUUCAUUUUGUACUUUGUUUUGUCCCGAUCACACCUGUUGAUGUCUUUAAGUAUUCUGCUUUUCACAUAAUUUCUCAUUGUUGAGUAUUUGUUGCGGUGAACAAUGAAUUGAGAAGUGGAAAACUAAUCUAAAUCACAUGAGUGAUUGUUUAAGACCAGUGGAAUGUGGCACUGGCAAAUUGAAAGGUCACAGGCAUUGCUACUUUAUCAUUUGUUCAAAACUUGCUAACAGUUUCAUCUAAAGUAAAUAAAGUUAAUUUUGCGAUUGAUCUGCGUUAAUACAUAUCUUACCAGAACGGGAAUCAAGUAUGUUUAGCACCUAAGGAAUUUGACUUGGUAGACUGUGCUCUCUUUGUUCGAUGCAAGAAACACAGAAAAAACGCUCUCCAAACUAUUAGGUUGGAAUCAUGGACAAAAGAAAACAUUUAAAUUGAGGGCUGGGUAAGGGCUCUUUACUGGCUGGAUUAAAAUACUUUUGAUGAAGAUUGGCUGACGAUUUAGGAAGUAGCUGUUAAGCGUCGGAUUUGAUGUCAAAGAAAGCAGAGAUCACAACAAUGGGGAAAUCAAGGAAGAAGUCAACUGCGGGUUGGCACAGCUGUGUUGUGAAUGGACUAGAGUGGGGAGAAAAAGGUUCAAGUGGGAGUGAAGAAAGAAUGGAUCAUAAUUAAUCAUGAUGAGUGUAGGGGAAAGAGAAAAGGUAGGCCUGUGGAGUUAAUGCAUACUUGCCAACUUUGAGACCUCCGAAUC